Messenger RNA from Corapipo altera (White-ruffed manakin), 1707 nucleotides. RefSeq names its product TOX high mobility group box family member 2 (gene TOX2). NCBI's taxonomy places the organism in Eukaryota, Metazoa, Chordata, Aves, Passeriformes, Pipridae. The coding region runs from base 87 to 1508 and encodes 473 amino acids. Gene Ontology annotation, molecular function: chromatin DNA binding. Gene Ontology annotation, cellular component: nucleus. The record is from RefSeq and is a predicted model, not a curated record. Gene Ontology annotation, biological process: regulation of transcription by RNA polymerase II. The transcript has 9 exons.
CCGCCGUGGGCUCCCUGCCCGGCGCAGACCCCACUUGCCUCGGCCCGCUGGAUUAUUAUCACUGCAACAAGUUUGAUGGAGAGAACAUGUACAUGGGAAUGAAUGACAACGCCCAGGAGUUUCUAUCUGCCAAUCAGACGUACAACAGCCAGAAUGAAAACAACGAGGACUACGAGAUCCCUCCCAUAACGCCUCCUAAUCUCCCUGACCCUUCCCUCCUGCACUUGGUGGACCACGAAACUGGAUAUCACUCUCUGUGCCACAGCCUCCCUCCCAACAGCCUGAUCCCAGCCUACCCCUACCAGAACAUGGACCUGCCGGCCAUCAUGGUCUCCAACAUGUUGAGUCAGGAUGGGCAUCUCCUCUCCAGCCAGCUACCCACGAUCCAGGAGAUGGUCCACUCGGACGCUGCAUCCUACGAUUCCAACCGCCAAGUGCCCCUGCUCAACCGCCCCGGGAUGCUGGCCGGCCCCAUGAGUGCCCUCAGCCAGUCCCAGCUCAUCUCUCAGAUGGGGAUGAGGAGUGGUGUCGCCCACGGCUCCCCCUCACCCCCGGGAAGCAAGUCUGCUACACCAUCUCCCUCCAGCUCUACUCAGGAAGAGGAGACGGAGUCACAUUACAAGGCUACUGGAGAGAAAAGACCAUCAACAGACCUGGGUAAAAAGCCCAAAAGCCAAAAGAAGAAGAAAAAGAAGGACCCCAAUGAGCCCCAGAAGCCCGUGUCAGCCUACGCCCUGUUUUUCAGAGACACACAGGCAGCCAUCAAAGGGCAAAACCCCAACGCCACCUUCGGAGACGUGUCCAAAAUUGUGGCAUCCAUGUGGGACAGUUUGGGAGAAGAACAAAAACAGGCAUACAAGAGGAAAACAGAAGCUGCGAAGAAGGAGUACCUGAAAGCUCUGGCCGCAUACCGGGCCAGCCUCGUCUCCAAGAGCUCUGCCGACCAGGGGGAGACGAAAAGCGCCCAGAGCAACCCACCUUCCAAAAUGAUCCCCCCCAAGCAGCCCAUGUACCCGAUGCCUCCCCAGGCUUCCUCGCCCUACCCCGGCCUGGGCUCCUUCCUGUCCCCGUCGGACCUGCAGAACUACCGUGGCCACCCCCACCCUGGGCUGUCCCGGACCCUCAGCUCCAAGCCCAUGCUGCCCAGCAUCAGUGCCUCCCCCCCGCCCUCCUUCCAGAUCAGCCCCCCGCUCCACCAGCAGCUGUCCUUGCACCACCCGCAGAGCUCCCUCCUCAGCCAGCCCCUCAGCAUGCAGCAGGUCCCCCAGCAGCCCCUCCUGUCCCCCCCCAUGGCACUACAGGUACAGCCCCCCAUGAACGCCUCACCUCCCGGGCAGCAGGACUUCUCCCAUAUUUCGUCUGAGUUUCAGAACAGUGUUGGACCCCGUUCGCCUGGCGCAUCAAACCCUCCAGGAAGCACUGAGUGGGACAGCGACUACCCCAGCAGAGAGUGUGGGGUCAACCACUGCAGCAUGCUGCCAAGGGACAAGGCACUCUACCUCACCUAAGGCUCACCACCCCUUUUGGAGGAGGCUCAGAGGAAGGACACUUUGAGAGGGUCUAUCCCACGGACCACCCCGGGGAGGCACGAGCAAGUCGUACGGGCGGGAGAGCUGCCACUUGCACCUCGUCGCUGGCUUCGUUCCCAGGCUCUGAGAGCAGUUUUGUUUUGUUUUGUUUUGUUUUUUUUUCUUUCCUUAUUUUUUU